Messenger RNA from Elgaria multicarinata webbii, 924 nucleotides. RefSeq names its product olfactory receptor 14I1-like. The record is from RefSeq and is a predicted model, not a curated record. Bases 7 to 924 code for a protein of 305 amino acids. Gene Ontology annotation, cellular component: membrane. The transcript has a single exon. Gene Ontology annotation, molecular function: G protein-coupled receptor activity; odorant binding; olfactory receptor activity. Gene Ontology annotation, biological process: G protein-coupled receptor signaling pathway. Lineage: Eukaryota; Metazoa; Chordata; Lepidosauria; Squamata; Anguidae.
UAAAAAAUGGAUAACCAGACAUCAGUUUCCGAGUUUCUUCUCUUGGAAUUCACAAGGAUUCGGGAACUACAGAUCAUGCAUUUCAUCUUCUUUCUGAUAUUGUACUUGGCAACAGUUACAGAGAAUCUUCUCAUCAUUGCUGCAGUAGCUUUUGACCCCCACCUUCACACCCCCAUGUACUUCUUUCUGAUGAACUUGGCCAUGCAGGAUAUAGGUUCAGUUUCAGUCAUUAUCCCCAAAUCUGCGAUUAGUUCCCUCAUGAAUAGUAACCACAUUUCUUAUUCUGGAUGUGUUGCACAAAUCCUCUUAUUUGUGUUCUUUGUUGGAUCUGACAUUGCUCUCCUUACAGUCAUGGCCUAUGAUCGGUAUGUUGCCAUUUGCAAUCCAUUGCAAUAUGAAAUGGUGAUGAACAGGGUAGCCUGCACCCAAAUGGUUGGGUGUGUAUGGAUUGCUUGUCUUCUCAACGCAGUGUUACACACUGGUGGAACGUUUGCAAACACUUUCUGUUCCAACGUUGUGAACCAGUUCUUCUGUGAAAUUCCACAUUUACUCAAGCUUGCUUGCUCUGAUGUAUAUGUAAUUGAAGUUGGAGUUGUUGUUUUUAGUAUUACAAUUGGCUUUAGCUGCUUUAUCUUUAUCAUUGUCACUUAUGCACAGAUCUUCACUGCUGUUCUGAAAAUCCCUUCAGUUCAGGGAAGGAAAAAGGCCUUUUCAACUUGUCUACCACACCUCGUUGUUUUCACCCUAUUUUUAUUAAUGGCAUGCUUUGCUUAUCUCAGGCCCACCUCUAAUAAACCAACACAUCUGGAUUUAAUAUUAACUAUAAUAUAUUCCAUUAUUCCACCUGUGCUGAAUCCUUUAAUCUACAGCAUGAGGAACAAGGACAUCAAGGCUGCCUUGUUAAGGCUUUUGGGUCAGAAAUAA